Messenger RNA from Mytilus trossulus (common blue mussel), 4211 nucleotides. RefSeq lists its product as uncharacterized. The record is from RefSeq and is a predicted model, not a curated record. The coding region runs from base 114 to 2336 and encodes 740 amino acids. Gene Ontology annotation, molecular function: protein dimerization activity. The transcript is spliced from 14 exons. Lineage: Eukaryota; Metazoa; Mollusca; Bivalvia; Mytilida; Mytilidae.
CACUGACGCACGUGACUGGUGGAUGAUCAUGGUGACCUUUCUGUGACCUAUCUCUUAUUUAUUAAUUUGUUGCAGUUGUCAUGAUUGUGUUCAUCCAAAUUUUUUUGAACUAGAUGCGAAGAGAAUCAUUACCAAUGCGUGUUAGAAGACGUCAAUCUGACGCCAAAUGGAGGGCCAGUGUUGCUACUUGCUAUGAAACACUUAAACAUGUUAUACCAGAUUGUGAUAAAAUAUCAAAAAGGAAAAUUUCAAAGGCCUUGAUUUUGCAGGAAACAGAGAAGCAUAUAAAUAAUUUAGAAAAUGUACUUUCAGACAUACUAUCUAAUAAAGCUCGGUCUAGAGGUAAAGUUGUUUUAUAUCAGACAGAAAAGGGACUUGUAGAAGCUAACAUGGAUGAUGUACAGCAAGACCUUGUCUUUAAGCAGCAGAAUAUGUAUCUUCAGAAUUUUGGACAAAGAAAGAGAAGUAACAUCCCAUCAGAUAUAGAAACAGGGAUUAUCAACCUCAGAUCCACAUACUGUCCUCUGACUGUAUUACCUACUGAAUGUCUACAACAACAAGUUGUUCCAAGUACACCUAAUGAUGAACCAAAUACCAGGCAGUUAGAAGAGAACAGAGAAAAUAUAUUUAUACCAGGCUUUAAUCCUAUUGUAAAACCCACAGAAAGAGUUCAUCUAACACAUUUUCCAUUUGAACAUCUCCAGACUGUUCCUCAACAGGUAUCAUUGCUGAAAACUCCAGUAAAAUCGAAGUCAAGAACAGAUCAUGCUUCAUCAUGUGUCAAGAACUUUGAAUAUCAUGCUCCAGGGGAAGUAACUCCAAAUAAAGCUUAUUCUUACUUAUCUAGGACACCAAAGAAUAGUCAUAAACAUCAACAUUACAAAACACCAGGCAGAAUUUCAACAAAGUUGAAACCUGAAACUUGCAGUAGAUUUACUCCAGUUAAACUUCAAGGAGAACUGGAUCAUGGUACACCUCAACAGCUUCCAAGUGUACCCACUGGUUUUACUCCCAUAAAACUUCCCACAGAGUUUGGUACACCAAGUCAGUUUUCAGAUGUCCCAUCAGGAUAUACUCCCAUCAAAAUGACAGUGGAUUCCAUGUUACCUGAAUCACCGUUCACAUCUAUUUGUAUGAAGUCUUUAAGUCCUGAUAGUAAGGAACGUCUUGACCAUGAGUAUGCAUGGUCAGAGCAGAUGGGAUUGACCAGUUUGUUAUGUGAUGAGACAAUCGAUCACAUGGAUCUUGGAGACGAAGAUGAUUUAGCUGAGAAAAAUUCCAGGACACCUCAAAACAGUAUUAAACCAAAGGAGCAAAGACAUAAAAUAGCUGAGAAAGGCAAGAAGUUCAGAUCAUUGUCAAGUUCAUCAAGUGGAGGUAACUCUGUCCAGACAAGCCACUCUGGAGGAAAGGGUAGAAAUACAGAGGCCAAAUGUAGAAGGCAAUUAGAAAAGUGCUUCACAGCAGAAAAAGACAGUCUGCCAGUGAUUACGGGUGUUUUUGAUAAUACUGAUACAAAUUGCCUAGAUUUUGAUGGAUAUUUCCUGUUCUAUCAAUUUGUAGCGGGUGAUACAGAGGAGACAUUAAAAGGUGAAAUGGCCAGUGAGGUAUCACAGAUGUGGAAAGAAAUGCCAGACGACACAAAAGAUACAUUUAUUGCCAUGGCAGCAUUAGAAGGGUCACAAUCAGAUUCAAGUCACCUUAGCGACGACCUUAUAGAACUUGAUGUCAAACCUUUUGAUAAAGAUAAUGAUGAUGUUCACCAGACAUUCCACAAUGAUGUUCACCAGACAUUCCACAAUGAUGUGCACCACACAUUCCAAAAUGAAGAAGUUAGAGCCAAUCAAGUUAUGUUUUCAGUCAAACAAGAACCACAAAUUCUCCUUCCACAAAGACCUAUUCCAAAAUCUUAUCGUUUCCUUUUACCAGAACAUAAUGUGCAAGAAGUUCCACUUGGUAGAGUUGUCUUACCUAGGUCAUCUGAGCAGAUCUUAGUUCCUGAGAUUUCUGAACAGGUGACAGUUCCAGACACCUCAGAAGCAGCAGUUGUUCCAGAAUUCACAAUGAACAAACCAUAUUAUACUUUGAGUAAACCAGUUAUGCAAAUGGAUCACAUGAUAGCACAAAAUGUUGAGGUUUCUGCAGAUAUGGGAGAUUUUCAGAUGGUACCAGAAAGUCAGUUAUGUCACUUUGACAGAACAAGGGCCAAUGACCUUGGGUUCAUUUCAUUAUCAAAUGAGAACAGUAUGAAUGAAGAGUUCCAACACGUGUUUAGUCCACAGAUUACAUCAGAAGAUCUGACAGAAUGGAAAGGACAGAUAGUGCCAUUAGUUUGAUUCAUAGAAAUGUUAAUUUGAAUAUGAAAUAAUAAGUUGUACAAUAUAAUGAUAUACUAAUUACUAAGUGCCAUUAGUUUGAAUUGAUUAAUUCAUAGAUAUGUUUGAAUAUGAAAUAAUAAGUUAUAAUAAUAGUUAUGAUAUGCUAAGUGGAAAUGUGUUAUAAUACUGACUCAUGGCAAUUUAAAAAAAAAAUAUUGAUUAUCUCCCUUCAUUAGUUGUACAGAACUGUUCAAAGUUGAUCAUGAAAUUUUGUUAAAGGUUGUGAAUUUGUCAAAUUUUCUCAUUAGGGCUUUGAAAUUAUUUUGUUUUGUGAAGUGGAGACAGGGGCGGGGUUUAGAGGUAUUGUAUAAUCAACCAUAUCAUUAAUAGAACUUUAAAAGUCAAUCUGACCAAAUGCUUUUUCAAAGAGUCUUUCCUUCACCAAUGACUUGCACUUUUAUUUCAAGUUCUUUAUUAUAAAUCUUUCCUCUGAAGUUUCUUUUACAGACAUGUCCAAUAUGGCAAAAAAAAAGACAAGAUAACACAAAAUAUAUUAAUAAUGAAAAAAAUAAAAUUAUAAUUAUGAAAAAUUGUUCAUUUUUUGUAAGGACUUAUAGAUUGUGAUAGGAUUAUUUUGUAAGCUAUAAUAGAUUGAUCAGAGUUAUGAUAUUGAUGUAAAGAUUGUGUCUGAAUAUGUUGUAUUUUAUGAAGUUAAUGAUCAUGCAAAAUUCCCCUGUGGAUGUUGAUUUUAUUAAAACUUAAUUUGUUACCUGUUGUAUCAAGUAGAUGUGGUAGUUUGUUUGUUGAUGCUAGUUUUAUAAAACAUCUGAAAUUAUUCUUGUAAAUGAUCGUUAGUAAGAGGUUAUUUUCAGGUCUAAAUUUAAGAUGAUUUACAGCUCUUCUAUAAAAGCAUGCAAUGCAAAGCAUUGAUUAACUUGCUCGCUUUGUUUGUUUGUAUUAUGUUUGUAAACAACAGAUAGGUAGUUUGUUUACUAUUUACUGGAAUUUGAUUGAGCAAUAAACAUUAACUUCAAUUCAUGUCCAAUCAAAUCCCAGUAUAUAUUGAAACUCUGCUUUCCUAUUGUUUGCAAACAUCCAAGCAAGUUGACCAAAGUUUUGUUUUGCAUGCUUUUAUAGAAGAGCUGUAAAACUGAAUAAGACUUUUAGAAGGAUUAUAAAAGUUGGAAUGCAUUGUUUUCAUUAUGAAGAAGUUUACAGGUAAAAAUAUGCUAGAAUGCUGAGGAAAUAUGUUGAAAAUCAGUUUUUAUAAAGGGAUACUAAAAUUGCACACAGGUAUGUGCAGGUCUAAUUAAGAUAAUAUGUUAGAGGUCCGUAUGAUAAGAUCUGCAAAGUUUGACAUCCUUAACGGAACUUGCAUAGUUAACAUUUCCAUUUUCAUAUGAACCCCUACCAAAUCAGAGUUCUUGAAACCUUUUUCCCUGGAGGUCCUUGAAGAAAAUUGUCAGGUCUUCACUAUUAUUUCUAUUUCAAAAUACCAAAAUUGUAUCUGUCCUAGCAAAAAAAAAUUUUGUUAAAACCUUCUGACAACCUCUUUUUGAGAACACUGCUCCAUAACAAUUAACUUGAAUUAAACUUUUUUUUUCAAAAGAUUUAUGUAUAGGUUGUAUCUCGUACUUAACAGCCUCUUUGAAUAGUAAGGACUGAAGUUUCAUUACAUAUUAGGUACCAAGUAAUAUAACUCUUGUCUAGUUUAUAUCAGACAUUUAAUGAAAGUAAAAUAAAUUGGAAACAAAAAAUCAUACUUAAUCAACCUUCUCCAGAUUUACAAUGUACAAAAGUAAAAUAUUGAUAUGAUGAUGCUGUAUUUAGAAGUGUACAUUAAUACCUUAUGUUUUAUUAGUCUGGGCUGAUAUGCAUAAAACCUCUUAAGCU